Messenger RNA from Mucor velutinosus, 1356 nucleotides. RefSeq lists its product as uncharacterized. Lineage: Eukaryota; Fungi; Mucoromycota; Mucoromycetes; Mucorales; Mucoraceae. The coding region runs from base 1 to 1356 and encodes 451 amino acids. The transcript is spliced from 4 exons. The record is from RefSeq and is a predicted model, not a curated record. Gene Ontology annotation, molecular function: flavin adenine dinucleotide binding; sarcosine oxidase activity.
AUGCAAUCUCAUCAGCAACAUCAACGCGCUUAUCAAGCCCCCGCAGCUGGAUCAAAAAUCAUCAUCGUGGGGGGUGGCUGCUUUGGUUUAUCUACUGCCUACUCACUUGCAUUAAACAAGGCUAAAAACUAUAAGGUGUGGGUGUAUGACCGAGAAGAGAUCCCUGUACGAGAUGCCGCUUCGAAUGACAUCAGCAAAGUGGUUCGUAUGGAUUAUGGUAACGAGAGGCUGUGUAUGGAGCUUGCUAUCGACUCGAUUGACAUCUGGAAUCAAUGGAACAAAGAGAGAGCGGCUCAAGAUCUUUCGCCAGUGUAUCACAAUACAGGCAUGCUUGUUUUCUCGGGCGAGGACAAGCUAUGCGAGAAUGAAAAAAACACUUUACAUCAUAUUCGUGCUGCAGGACAUGCCGACUGGAUUGAAGAGCUGAAUGCAGAGCAAAUAGUGUCAAGAUACCCAUACUUUGAAACAGCUGUAAAGAAUGGUAUCAGCUGUGCUUACUACAAUAAGGUUGGAGGGUGGUGUAAUUCAGCCGAGGCCAUCAAGCACAUUUACAACAAAUGCAAGUCUGUAGGCGUCCAAUUUGUACUAGGUGAUCAAGGCUGUUUUACAGGUCUAGAAACUGAUAAGAGCAAUAACAGAUCUGUCAUCGGGAUUCGCACCAAGACGGGUGAUACACAUCUUGCCGACCGAGUAGUCAUGUGUACUGGUUCCUGGACUUCAAGUGUGAUCGACAUGCACCAACAAGUGAUUGCAACAGGCCAAGUGGUUGUUCAUUUCAGACCCUCUGAACGAGUCAAGAAGAUACUGAGUAAUCUGCCUGUCUGGUUUGGUGAUUUCUCUCGAAUCGGCUUUUACGGAUUUCCUGAUAAUGGAGAUGGCAUUAUAAAGAUUGCGAAGCAUUCCACCGGAUAUUUGAACCCACGCAAAGGCGACAAUGUCUCUGUGCCUCGUACUCAAUCGACGCAUGAGGGGGAUACUAUUCCAGUCCAAGCUCUCAGAGAUUUCCGCGAAUAUCUGCAAAAGUUUCUACCUAUUACUGAUGAUCUGGACAUUACUUACUCAAGAGUGUGUUGGUACUCUGACUCCAUUGAUGGUCAGUUCAUCAUAGAUGCUCAUCCAGACUAUGAUAAUCUUAUUGUUGCUGCUGGAGACAGUGGCCAUGCCAUGAAAUUUUUACCCAUGAUGGGCAGUAGAAUAUCAGAGGUCAUUGAGAAUCAAGAUACAGAAUACACUCGAGCCUGGGCUUGGCGUAAGAUUGUACCUCGAGCUGGCUUUUAUGAUCGACCCAUUCUGGUUGACGAUAAUCAUAUAGUGAGAAUGGUUACAUCUGCUGAACUGAGAUCCUCAAAGCUUUGA